UAAAUAAGCAUAAUACUUACAUUACAAUAGGAGCACACCACUACUUAUAAACCUUUUUCUAUAAUUUUCAACAAAAUCAACUCGUCCUAUGCCAUACUCCAGAAGAAGAUUACCUGGGGCAAGUACGUCAAUGGCGACAGCAUCGAAAAGUUUACCUACAUGUUUGGACUGGUUUUCGUGCAAUGCGUCGUCAACUGCCUUUUUGCCAAGGGACUUCUCGUCGUCACUGUGAUGAAACAAGGUGAGGAUACCACCAGGGUUGUCUACUAUGCCUGCUCAGCGCUUAUGUGCCUCUUGGCGAUGGUGUGCAGUAAUAUGGCUCUGCAGUUCAUUAAUUAUCCCACCCAGGUCGUUGGCAAGGCUGGCAAGCCUAUUCCAGUCAUGAUCUUUGGAGUGCUUCUAGGUGGAAAGACGUAUACAUUCAAAAAGUACUGUUUCAUCACUUUGAUUGUCACCGGUGUGGUUUUGUUUAUGUACAAAGAAAAUGCUGCUCCCAAUGAAAUUGAAGGAGAAGGUUUUGGACAGGUUCUGCUGCUACUCUCUUUGACAAUGGACAGCCUCAUAAGCGCAGUCCAGAAUAAGAUGCAAACAGAGCACAAAACCAAAUCUGAUGACACAUGAUGUUCAACAUAAAUCUCUGGUCGAUAUUGUACAACGGUGCAGUGAUUCUUGUCACUGGCUAGUUACUCAGCUCUCUCAAGUUCCUACAACGACACCCAUCCGCUAUCCAACACAUCUUUACCCUAUCGAUAUGUGGAGCACUUGGUCAGUACUUCAUCUUUCU
Copidosoma floridanum is the source of this 784-nucleotide messenger RNA. It is a transcript of the gene meigo, whose product is annotated as Solute carrier family 35 member B1 homolog meigo. Lineage: Eukaryota; Metazoa; Arthropoda; Insecta; Hymenoptera; Encyrtidae. Gene Ontology annotation, biological process: UDP-galactose transmembrane transport. Gene Ontology annotation, cellular component: Golgi membrane; endoplasmic reticulum membrane. The record is from RefSeq and is a predicted model, not a curated record. Gene Ontology annotation, molecular function: UDP-galactose transmembrane transporter activity; UDP-glucose transmembrane transporter activity.